Molecule: messenger RNA, 1042 nt
Organism: Symbiodinium necroappetens
Lineage: Eukaryota; Dinophyceae; Suessiales; Symbiodiniaceae
Source: the annotation of a GenBank genome assembly
AUGCUCCAGCAACAAAUCUACCGCAAACGCUGCCCUUGGUUGUUUGGGCCAUGCAGGGUGCACUCGCACCAAGAGUACAUGGCCAACCACAAGUUCCGUGGUUGGUUCGACAAGGGUGACGAUGGUGGCUCAGGCUUGCACAACUUGUAUGAGCGCCUGCACCACAGGGACACUCCUGAUUCUGAGCUUGUUCGUUCGCUAGGCCCCUUUCGAACCCUUUCGAAGACAGAGCUCCGGCCGUGGACGGACAGCAGGGAUGGGCAGGUCCCCCAGAUCCUUGGAGCAGAGGUGGUUGGGACCGUCCAGGUCCGCCAGAUCUUUGGAGCAGCCGCGCAGGUCCGUCAGAUCCUUGCCGUGCAGGUCCGCCAGAUUCUUGGAGCAGCCGUGCAGGUCCGCCAGAUUCUUGGAGCAGAGGUGGUUGGGACCGUCCAGGUCCGCCAGAUCUUUGGAGCAGCCGUGCAGGUCCGCCAGAUCCUUGCCGUGCAGGUCCGCCAGAUUCUUGGAGCAGCCGUGCAGGUCCGCCAGAUUCUUGGAGCAGAGGUGGUUGGGACCGCCCAGAUCCCCCAGAUGGUUGGAGCGGAGGUGGUUGGGACCGCCCAGAUCCCCCAGAUGGUUGGAGCGGAGGUGGUUGGGACCGCCCAGAUCCUUCAGAUGGACUUCUACUUCCAUCCUCUUCCUGACAGCAUCAACCCUGCAGCGGUCCUGUAUCCUGACAUUAUGAACUUCCUCGAUAAUGUUUAUGGGCUCAUUGAAGCUGAGACGCUACGAGCUCAAGUGGUCGCAUGCCGUGAGGAGGCCUACGAAAUGCGGGCCCGAACGGCUGCGGAGGAGGUUCGAGGAGAUCGCACGCGCGAGGAAGCGCAGGAGAUUGUGGAAGCUGUGAGGCGAGAGCGCGCAUCCCAGGCAGAGCAGAUGGCUGAUCUCCGGAACUCCGAGCGGGAGGCCUUAGAGCAGUCGCAGGAUCUGCGAGAACGCCUGGAGCAUGCCCUGUCACAAGUCGACCGCCUCGAGGGCUCCAAGCAGAAUGCACUGGAAGACCUCC